This is a messenger RNA of Xiphophorus couchianus (Monterrey platyfish), 6827 nucleotides long. RefSeq names its product adhesion G protein-coupled receptor G2a (gene adgrg2a). Bases 657 to 6422 code for a protein of 1921 amino acids. The record is from RefSeq and is a predicted model, not a curated record. Gene Ontology annotation, cellular component: plasma membrane. Gene Ontology annotation, biological process: adenylate cyclase-activating G protein-coupled receptor signaling pathway; cell surface receptor signaling pathway. The transcript has 15 exons. Lineage: Eukaryota; Metazoa; Chordata; Actinopteri; Cyprinodontiformes; Poeciliidae. Gene Ontology annotation, molecular function: G protein-coupled receptor activity.
CUUCAACUAAUGUCCUACCAUCCAGUGAAACAAAAACUUACGACACAUCUAGUGUUACACCCUCCACCAGUCACUUAGCAGUGUCCAACGCAACUACACAGUAUGUCUUUACCAACAGUGGAGCAAAAAACGACAAUGAAACUACAGCAAACAAUAAAAGUACCAAAAGCAACAUAGUAGCAAAUACUACAAGUAAUACCAGUCCUCCCUCUUUUACAAACAUACAAAAUGUAACAUCUCCAACCCAUACUCCAAUAAAACUGGAGAAUGGAACUACAGAGACAAACAAUCUUUUAACAGCUGCUGUUUCAAAUUACACAAAGCCAUAUUUAACACUUAGCACCUAUGAACAAACUACUGCCUACAAUGCUACAACACCCGGCAGAACAGAACAUCAUGUAGCAACUCCUAGCAACAAUAGCACUCUAAUUCACAAUGAUACAACACCCAGCAACAAUUACACAGCAGUCAGCAAAGCUGCAACACAUCCUGAGAAUUACACAAAUGUGUACAAUACUACAACACCUGGCAAGCAGUACACAACAGUCUAUGGUACAACACCAAGCAACAAUCACACAACCUACAAUCCUCUAACACCUAGCAGUGAAAACACAGCAGUCUACAAUACCACAAACCAAAACAAUAGUAUCCAAACAAUGAUCCAGAAUGCUGUAACAUCCAGGGAGAAUAAUACAACAGUCAACAAUGUUACCCAACCCAGCAACAACCACACAACAGUGUAUAAUGCAACAACACACAGGAACAACAAUACAACAGAGUUCAAUGCCACAAACCGCAACAACAUUCAGACAACCCACAAUGCUACCACACUCAGUCAGACAGCAGCCCAGAAUGCCACAACACCAACCAACCAUUACACAACACUCAGCAAUCCCACAACACUCACUGACAAUCAAACAACUGUAGAAAAUUCCAUAAUACCCAGCAACAAUCAUACAACAUUCUAUGCUACUAUAAAACCCAACAACAAUUACACAACAAUCCGCAAUCCUACAACACCCAGCAACAAUAACACAGAACUCUAUAACACAACACCCAGCAACAACCACACAACAUUCUAUAGUGCUACAACACUCACAGACAAUCAAACAAUUGUCUACAAUGCAACAACACCCAGCAACAUUCCCAAAACACCAAACAGUAACACAACAUUCUAUAAUGCUACAACACUCACAGACAAUCAAACAGUGUACAAUGCCACAACAACCAGCAUCGAUCACACAACACCGUCCAAUCCUACAACAAACAGCCAUAACACAAUGUUCUACAAUGCUACAACACUCACUGACAAUCAAACAACUGUAGGCAAUUCCACAUUGCCCAGCAACAUUCACACAACCUACAAGUCCACAACACCAAACAACAGUAACACAACAUUCUAUAAUGUCACAACACCAAGUAACAAUCACAUAACACCCUUCAAUUCUACAACACGCAGCAAUAGCCACACAACACUCUACAGUCUUACACCAAGCAACAAUUACACAACACCCUCCAAUCCUUCAACAAGCAACAAUAACACAACACCCUCCAAUCCUACAACAAGCAACAACAACACAACACCCUCCAGUCCUACAACAGCAAGCAACAAUAACACAACACCCUCCAAUCCUACAACAAGCAACAAUAACACAAAACCCUCCAAUCCUACAACAAGCAACAAUAACACAACAACCUCCAAUCCUACAACAAAAAGCAACAAUUACACAACACCCUCCAGUCCUACAACAAGAAGCAACAAUAACACAACACCCUCCAAUCCUUCAACAAGCAACAAUAACACAACACCCUCCAGUCUGACAAGCAACAAUAACACAACACCCUCCAAUCCUACAACAACAAGCAACAAUUACACAACACCCUCCAAUCCUAUAACAAGCAACAAUAACACAACACCAUCCAAUCCUACAACAAGCAACAAUUACACAACAUCAUCCAGUCCUACAACAAGAAGUAACAAUAACACAACACCCUCCAAUCCUACAAGCAACAAAAGCACAACACCCUCCAAUCCUACAAUAAGCAACAAUAACACAACACCCUCCAAUCCUACAACAACAAGCAACAAUUACACAACACCCUCCAAUCCUACAACAAGCAACAAUAACACAACACCCUCCAAUCCUACAACAACAAGCAACAAUUACACAACACCCUCCAAUCCUACAACAAGCAACAAUAACACAACACCCUCCAAUCCUACAACAACAAGCAACAAUUACACAACAACCUCCAACCCUUCUACAGGCAACAAUAACACAACACCCUCCAAUCCUACAACAAAAAGCAACAAUUACACAACACUCUCCAGUCCUACAACAAGCAACAAUAACACAACACCCUCCAAUCCUACAACAAGCAACAAUAACACAACACCCUCCAAUCCUACAAUAAGCAACAAUAACACAACACCCUCCAAUCUUACAACAAGCAACAAUAACACAACAUCCUCCAAUCCUACAACAAGCAACAAUAAGACAACACCCUCCAAUCCUACAAUAAGCAACAAUUACACAACACCCUCCAAUCCUACAAUAAGCAACAAUAACACAACACCCUCCAAUCCUACAAUAAGCAACAAUAACACAACACCCUCCAAUCCUACAACAACAAGCAGCAAUAACACAACACUCUCCAGUCCUACAACAAGCAACAAUAACACAACACCCUCCAAUCCUACAACAAAAAGAAACAAUUACACAACACCCUCCAAUCCUACAAUAAGCAACAAUAACACAACACCCUCCAAUUCUACAAUAAGCAACAAUAACACAACACCCUCCAAUCCUACAACAACAAGCAACAAUAACACAACAAGCUCCAAUCCUACAACAAGCAACAAUAACACAACACCCUCCAAUCCUACAACAAGCAACAAUAACACAACACCCUCCAGUCCUACAAGCAACAAUGACACAACAACCUCCAACCCUUCUACAGGCAACAAUAACACAACACCCUCCAAUCCUACAACAAAAAGUAACAAUUACACAACACCCUCCAAUCCUACAACAAGCAACAAUAACACAACACCCUCCAACCCUUCUACAGGCAACAAUAACACAACACCCUCCAAUCCUACAACAAAAAGCAACAAUUACACAACACCCUCCAAUCCUACAACAACAAGCAACAAUAACACAACAUCCUCAAGUCCUACAACAAGCAACGAUAACACAACACCCUCCAGUCCUACAACAACAAGCAACAAUAACACAACACCCUCCAAUCCUACAAUAAGCAACAAUAACACAACACCCUCCAAUCCUACAACAAGCAACAAUAACACAACAUGCCCCAGUCCUACAAUAAGAAGCAACAAUAACACAACACCCUCCAAUCCUACAAGCAACAAUAACACAACACCCUCCAAUCCUUCAACAAGGAGCAACAAUAACACAACACCCUCCAGUCCUACAACAAGAAGCAACAAUAACACAACACCCUCCAAUCCUACAACAACAAGCAACAAUAACACCACACCCUCCAAGUCUCUCACACUCAUUGACAAUGAAACAACUGUCUACAAUGCCACAACACCAAGCAACAACCGCACAGCACUCUAUAUUGCUACAACAGCCAGUUACUUAAUGGAACACAAGACAACAACUAUCAACAUUCAUACAACAGACCAAACAUCCAGCAGGAGUUACUUACCAGAAAGCAAUGCUCCAACACCCAGCAGCACCUAUGCAACAGAGCACCAAGUUACAACCAGAAACAAUCACGCGACAGCCUACGAAGCUACUCAACCUAGCAUCAAUUUGACAACCUUACACAAACCCAACACGUCAAGCAACAAUUACACAACAAAUCCGAACAUAGCAACCAUCUCCAGCAAUUUUACAAAUAUGUAUAAUACUACACUAAGACAUGAUUUAACAACUGCAUCACCCAAUAACCCAACUAGCAAAGCUGUAGCAGUACGCAACACAACUAAACAUGAUGAUUCCACCACUUUGUACACUACAACUAAGUCUUCUAUCAAUUACACAACAGCAACUGAACCACCUCAUAAGGCAACGACUUUCUUCAGCACAACUAUUGCACCAGUUGUAGAACCACAACAAAACACAACCUCUGCCAAAAGCACGACAGUUGUAGCAGCUACGACAAAAGUUACCAAUACUACACGUCCACACUUUACUACAGAAAGUAGGACUUCAGUUCCUGACAACACAAAACCAACAGAAGCUUCUUUUAUUAACCGGACUGAAAACCAGACCACAGUCAGUGUGACUCGCUUGACAACUGUACCCAAAAAUUACAGCAGCUCCACCGCAGUUGUCAGCACUGUUCAAGAGAAUAAACCAUUAAGUUACAACUCAGCGACUCCUGUCAUUGCUGCCACUACUUCUACACCUACGACCGCGCACAAUCCAACAAAUCAAAGCACAACUACAACUAAAGAGUCUUCAUCCGCUACGCAAACAACUCUCCUGACCACCAAAACUACAACAACCACAGUGGCCAGGACGGGAACUACUUUGACAACCACUGUGAAUUCCAGUACAAGUGCGAAAAGUAAGGAGGAACAGGCAAAUCAGUUGUUGAAUCAAACAGAAGAUGUGUCUAAGCUAAACUCUUCUCAGGUGUCUAAAUUGUUGGAUGACCUGAAGGAAAUUCUGGUGGGCCCAACUGUAUCUCAAUCAGUGGGACAAAAAGUCCUUGAUGUCAUAAGCAACCUCAUAAAUGGUGACCCAGAGGUUCUGUCUGGAUCAACAAAUAGAUUGAUUCAUAUGGUCGAUAAUUUGGCUCUUAAGCUGGAAGUUGCCGACAUCGCCGUCUUGUCCUCAGCCUCUCUGGUUCUGGCAGUAAAGACAGUGGACUGGACCAACUUUCCUGAAACCUCUGUUGAGAUUUUAGACAUCAAUGAUGUACAGCUCCGACGUGUCAGGAGUUCCCGGGUCAAAAGGUCAGCUCCUGCUCUGGGCUCAGUGGACUUGCCCUCCUCCAUAACAUCAGGUCUCAGUCAUGAAGAGAAGCAACAGGCCAGCAGAGUCCAGUUCACUUUCUACAAAACAAAUUCCCUCUUUAAGGAUUCCAGUUUAGACAACCAAACGGCUGUCAGUCCAGUUCUCGGGUCCAGUGUGGCUAAUCUGUCCAUCAGCAACCUGAAGGAGAACAUCACGUUUACCAUCACUCACAGCAAUUUAACUCAAGAUAACGUCACAUCAUGUGUCUUCUGGAAUUUCACAAAGAAAAACGGUUCAGGGGGCUGGGAUGACACCGGCUGCUUCGUCGUCAGCGCCACUCCUGAAUACACAACCUGCAGCUGCAAUCAUCUCACCUCCUUUGCGAUACUGCUGGAUUUAUCCAGAGAGGGAAUACCUAACCCACAGCAGGCCAUGAUAUUGACUUUCAUCACCUACAUUGGAUGUGGAAUAUCUGCGGUUUUUCUAGCCGUCACCCUGAUAACAUAUAUGUUAUUUGAAAAACUCCUCCGUGACAUUCCAGCCAAGAUCCUGGUCCAGCUCUGCUUGUCCCUCCUGCUCCUCAACCUGGUCUUUCUGCUGGACGGCUGGCUGUCCAACUACAAAAACGUCAACCUGUGCAUCAGCACUGCCUUUUUCCUGCACUACUUCCUGUUGUCCUCGUUCACGUGGGCGGGGCUUGAAGCUCUGCACAUGUACCUGAGCAUCGUGCGCGUGUUCACGCCCUACCUGAGUAAAUACAUGCUGAAGUUCUCCCUGAUGGGUUGGGGUAUCCCUCUCAUUGUGGUGGUCAUUAUUGUAGCAGUGGACAAAAACAACUAUGGUCUGGUUCCAAAUGGAAAAUACGAAGAUGGGACGUCUGACAAGUUCUGCUGGCUGCGUAAUGACGUCGCCUUUUAUGUGGGCGUGGUCGCCUACUUCCUCCUCAUUUUUGUCUUGUGUCUGGUGGUCUUCAUCGUCGUUAUGGUCCAGCUGUCCCGGAUCAAGAAGCAGAACCCUCACAACCAGUCUCCCAACCGGAGCUCCAUGACCGACAUCAGAAGCAUCAUCGGCCUUGUCCUGCUGCUCGGCCUCACCUGGGGCUUCGCUCUGUUUGCCUGGGGAAAAGCCAGGCUCGCCUUUUUAUACCUGUUCACCAUAUGCAACUCUCUGCUAGGUUUGUUUGUCUUCAUUUUCCACUGUGCGGUAAAGGAAAAUGUCCGCAGGAUGUGGAGGACGUUUCUGUGUUGCGGAAAUUUGCGUCUGGCUGAGAACUCAGAAUGGAGCCGGACUGCCACACAGAACAAGUUGUCGGCUGCUACGGCUACAACAUCGCCUAAUCAACACAGCAACCGUAGCUCCUCCCUCGGCAGCAACCUCACCAACAGCAACAGCUCUGUGUUUAGCGGAAUAUCGGACUUCUCCAACAGCAACGUUGUCCUCAUUGAGUUUCGCUGGCAGAGCCCGUCUCUGCAAGGCGAACCCUGAUGGGAAGAGAUUAGUGAGGCUGGAAGCUAAUUGUAGAUGAAGUCUAAAAAAGGUUGAAUGAAGGAGGAAAAUAUUUCAAAGCAGAGGAAGACUGAAAAAAGCCAACUUCUACAGGAGACCAAGACAUGUCAUUAUUUCCACAAUGAAAGUAGAUAGAUAAAUAGAUAGACAGACAGGUGGGCAAAUAUUUAUUUUUUUAAUAAUACAGGAAGAACAUUAGAAGAGGUAUGGCUUGUUUAUGACUGUAAAUUCUAAAUAUUUCACUGUUAGAGCUGAGACUCAAUCGUUUAACUGCAAGUAAGAUGAUAAGUGUAAUAGGAGCCUUUUAGCAGUUUGACUGUCAUGAUGCUGCUUUGCUGUCAAUGAAUUUACAUAAUCAUAAUAAAACUGUGCCAAACUCAACUA